Vigna radiata var. radiata (mung bean) is the source of this 1456-nucleotide messenger RNA. RefSeq lists its product as uncharacterized. Lineage: Eukaryota; Viridiplantae; Streptophyta; Magnoliopsida; Fabales; Fabaceae. Bases 176 to 1300 code for a protein of 374 amino acids. The transcript is spliced from 8 exons. The record is from RefSeq and is a predicted model, not a curated record.
CUUGGCUAAGAGGGAAAGAGAAGGGUUUACACAGAGGGAGAGAGAGAGAGAGAGAGCCCAAUGACGCAAAUGUCACGGCGCGUUCAUGCAAAUUCAGAAAGAUAGAUCCAUAAAAACAAACUACACUUACUCCCAUACACAGCUUUUACAAUUAACACUUCUUACACAGUAAUCAAUGGGUGCCGAGCCCUUUUCCCAAUCCCAAAUCCAAAACCAAAACCAUAAUCACAACUCCCGCCACGCGCCCUUGGUUCUCGGUCUACAGCCCUUCGCCCUCGUCGACAAUGUUGCCACCGUCGAUUGGUCCCUUCUCCGUCAAAUUUCCGGCGAGCGCGGUGGCUCCGUUCCGGUUGGAAUUGAAGAACUGAAUGGCAUACUGGGCGAGGUUAAAGCCCACUCCCAUGACGCUCAUUCUCCCAUGAAAACUCUCGCUGGUGGCAGCGUUGCCAACACAAUUCGCGGGCUCAGUAGCGGUUUUGGAAUUUCAGGCGGAAUUAUUGGAGCCUACGGGGACGAUGAACAAGGCCAGCUUUUUGUUAAUAACAUGACCUCCAAUGGCGUCGACCUGUCACGACUCCGUAAGAAGCAAGGGCACACGGCACAGUGUGUUUGCUUGGUUGAUGAGUCGGGCAACCGAACAAUGCGACCUUGUCUCUCAAAUGCUGUCAAAGUUCAGGCUCAAGAGUUGAUGAAAGAGGAUUUCAUGGGAUCCAAGUGGUUGGUGUUGAGAUAUGCAAUACUCAACUUGGAAGUUAUUCAAGCAGCAAUUCAUUUAGCCAAACAGGAAGGCCUUCUUAUUUCCUUGGAUUUGGCCAGUUUUGAGAUGGUUAGGAACUUUAAACUACCGCUUCUAAAGCUACUGGAAUCUGGGAAUAUAGACCUUUGCUUUGCCAAUGAGGAUGAAGCAGCUGAGCUUUUAAGGGGUGAACAGAAUGCUGAUUCUAUUGCUGCUGUAGAAUUUCUUUCCAAAUACUGCCAAUGGGCUGUGGUGACAUUGGGCUCUAAUGGGUGCAUCGCUAAACAUGGAAAGGAGAUGAUACGAGUCCCAGCCAUUGGGGAAACGAAGGCAUGCGAUGCUACAGGAGCAGGGGACCUUUUUGCAAGCGGAUUUCUGUAUGGAGUGAUCAAGGGUCUAUCACUAGAAGAAUGCUGCAAAGUAGGCGCAUGCAGUGGUGGAUCUGUUAUCCGGUCACUUGGUGGUGAAGUGACAUUAGAGAAUUGGCAAUGGAUGUACAAGCAGAUGCAGAUCAAGGGUCUUCCCACGCCUACACAGAUUCAUGCAAAUGAAUAUAGUGGCUAAUUUUUCUCCCUUUAUUCAUGUUGCCUUGGUUAUAUUAUACCGAUUUUUUCUUUUGCUCUUUUUUUUUUUGCUGUCUUUUAUUAUUCAUUAACUGACAAUUCAAAUGACAGCCACACGAGUUAUGGAAGCUAUAUAUUUUUCAGGAAAAUUCAAUCU